Molecule: messenger RNA, 1344 nt
Organism: Colletotrichum paranaense
Lineage: Eukaryota; Fungi; Ascomycota; Sordariomycetes; Glomerellales; Glomerellaceae
Exons: 4
Coding region: 1-1344 (447 amino acids)
Source: RefSeq, a predicted model, not a curated record
AUGGACCCCACGUGCGCUUGCCAAGAACUAGAAGUGUUGUACUGGAAGAAAGGCGAUCAAAACUGGAGAUCAACUACAACGACCAUUGAGAAGGGAUCGGCAUCAUUUCUAGCAGACGAGGAAGAUUUCGAUGUCUGCAUCGUGAAUGCUUUUGCGCAGAAAAUACGCGAAUGUUCAGCAUGCCGUGAGAAGUUUGCUAAAGCCUUCAUGAUCCCAGAUCUCUGGUGGAAACGAUACUGCAGAGAUUCCAACGGCUACUUUGGAUGCGAGACAAAGAUUGAUGAGGACGGAAAUACUGCAGGACUGACUACAUGGGCGCGAUUCCCAGUGAAGCUCACGAACGAAGGACAUACAGGAUAUGAAUGGUCAAAAACCAAUGUGAUUACGCACUGGGUGGCGAAGACUCGUCAAACAGUCCUCAUCGUCUUCGACGCCGUCCAACCAGCGGCGAAUUGUAUGGAGAGGGUCCCGGAAGAUGAAUCCGACCCCAUUUACGCCGUUCCAAGCGCGGACUACUUCCUCGACCCCUACUGGAUAUACAUCGGAAUCUUGGAGAAGGUCGUUACUUUGCAAGAUGCCGCUGUAUGGGCUGUUCGUGUUACAGUCCGGACCACAGAGAAGCAAAGGGAUAUAACCCACGGCUCCGACUUGGCCACGUCAAAACCUGCACCGGGCUUUCGUCAUUUACACGAAACGGCACGACAUGCUAUACACGUUUCCGAGACAUUGGAUUUGGCCGUCAAGGCUGCUAGGAAGAUUCUACUGCAACACGAGGCAUUCAAAGUUGGCCAUGAUGAUGAGUCCAGGUCUGCCACCGCAUGGAAACGGGCUUGGAAUUACACGCAUCAGCGGUUGCAAUUCUUCGAAGAGAUGAUCACCAGCCUUCAAGAGCGCUCGGCUUCCAAUAAGGCUCGACAUUUCAACGAGAUCUCGCUCGCAUACAACAUGGUUGCUCAGUCCGACGCCCGGAUUUCUGUAGCCAUCGGUCGCGCGACGCAGAGGGACAGCGAGGCCAUGAAAACCGUGGCUUUUCUAACACUACUUUUCCUGCCGGCGACUUUCGUUUCAGCCGUCUUCAGCACUUCAUUUUUUGACUACGACUCGGCCUCAGACUCGUGGAACGUCUCUGGAAAGUUCUGGGUCUACUGGGUUGUAGCAAUUCCAAUAACCCUCGUAACGGCUCUGCUGUGGUAUUGCCGACAUUCUAUGAGCCCCUCAGGUAGUUUCGACUUACUUCGACGGGCGGAUUCCCAGAGAGCAUUUGUAUGCAACGAUAUCGAGUUUGGGGAUGGUAAAGCUGAUGCGGGGUUGCGGCAUCAGGCGCAGGCAAAGUCAUGGAGAUAA